Messenger RNA from Ruditapes philippinarum (Manila clam), 997 nucleotides. RefSeq names its product protein-S-isoprenylcysteine O-methyltransferase-like. Gene Ontology annotation, biological process: C-terminal protein methylation. Lineage: Eukaryota; Metazoa; Mollusca; Bivalvia; Venerida; Veneridae. The transcript has 4 exons. The record is from RefSeq and is a predicted model, not a curated record. Gene Ontology annotation, molecular function: protein C-terminal S-isoprenylcysteine carboxyl O-methyltransferase activity. Gene Ontology annotation, cellular component: membrane; endoplasmic reticulum. Bases 1 to 885 code for a protein of 294 amino acids.
AUGAAUGGUAUGGUAAAAAUCAACAUGGCGCCGUCCGCACCUGAAGAUAUUUCACUUUCGAGUUUUUUACUUGGAUUGACAUCUCUUCUCCUUUAUAUUCUUUUUAGUUCAUGUGAGACUUUGCUCAAUUUAUGGAAGGAAUGGUGGAUAUGUAUUUAUAUAGUUUACGUGGUCCUGAUAAACUGUGUCGUCUGGAUUUAUUUCAACUCUAAGGACGCCUACAAGAUUGCUGUAAGAGGAAGUUUUCUUGGCUCAGUUUGUGGUCUAGGAUUGAUCAUUAAUUUUCAUACAUGGCAAUGGCAGCAUUUUGGGUGGUACCUCACUUGUUUGAGUAUUUUUCACUGGUCGGAAUAUUACACUACAGCUGUGACAAAUCCAAGGUCAUUAACACUGGAGUCAUACCUUUUAGAUCACAGUACAGAAUAUAAGAUAGCUGCAGUUGCUAGCUGGAUAGAAUUUACUUUAGAAUGGUAUUUAUUCCCAGGUAUGAAGCAAUUUAGAUACAUCAGUUUGUUUGGAUUAUUGUUGACAGUUGUUGGAGAGAUUGUACGUAAAGCCAGUAUGAUUACAGCAUCUACAAACUUUAAUCAUUAUGUACAGUAUAGAAAACAGCGAGAUCAUCAGCUAGUCACACAUGGUAUAUACUCUCUAUGUAGACAUCCGUCUUAUGUUGGCUGGUUUUUGUGGAGUAUAGGAACACAGGUUAUACUGUGUAAUCCAGUAUGUCUGGUAGGAUAUACAAUAGUAUCUUGGAGAUUCUUUAGAGAGCGAAUCUUUGAAGAGGAAAUUUACUUACUCAACUUUUUUGGUGAAGAUUACGUUGACUAUCAGAAUCGUGUAGGAACAGGUCUUCCAUUUAUAUCAGGGUAUAAAGUGAAAUACUAAACUGCCUGACACUAUGAUUUAUAAUGUAAUAAUAUUAUGAUGAACACUUUACUGUCUAGUUCAACUAAAUCUUUUUCAAAGUGAAUAAUGUUUAAUUUUUAGGUGAACUUUU